UAUGUUUGCAUUGGAAAUUCUUCUUCAUUGUCUAGCUUCCUUUCCUUUUACAAUUUAUACUUGGGUCAAAGUUUUAGUUAUACGACGCCUCAUACCUUUGGGUUCAUAUUAGAAUGAUAAAACAGCAGUAUUGUUAUUUAUAUUAUGCCAGUAACAACCUGUUUUUACCUGGAAUCAGCACUGUAUAGGUUAUGGAAGUGACCAAAUUUCUUCAUUUGGCCUCUUUAUUAUAUUAACUGAGUUACAGAUGAUGUUGCAGCAGAAACUAUUAAAUCUUAAUUUAUGGGGUGAUCGCAGAACUGAUUACUUUGACAUGUUCUGUUUUGUCAGGAUUUAUUAGCCUAAUGAUGUGCUGCCGUUGUGGAUUGUUAUAAACCAAAUUCUAUAUAGGAAGGAGAAAGUGUAUUGGUACCAAAGAUCCUCCUUUAAUUGGGAUAAAGAUUUAUGUAGGGUUUUUUCAACUAGAAUAUGGCCAUCAUAUCAAAUUCAUAUGGUAUGCUUAGUGAAAUGGCCUAUAAAUUAUGUUGAGGAUUUAGCGGCAAUAGAUCUCACAUUCCAAUCUUUAGUGAAGAAAGAUGUCUGUGUUAUUGUUACUAGCAAUCUAGAGAAGGGUGUGUUACUAGCAAUAUAGGGAAGGGUGAAUAAAUUUUUUUUUUGUUAAGGUCCUCCUAAAAGAGGCUCUGAGAUGCAGAGUUGUAGAUGAUUGUAAACCUUGAUAGUAAUUUCCCUAUGACAUUGAUUUGUAAUUAUAAUAUUAUUAUUCUUUUUCUGUCUUAUCUCUCUGGUUUUAUUACUUGAUAUAGCAUCCUUAGAUAUUCUUGUUGUUUUCUAAUUUCAUUUUUUCAGAUAUUAUCUCUUCCAUAUAUAAAUACAUACAAUCUCAUCUUUACCCAAAAAAAAAGUAAUCUGUACAAUAUCAUUGUAUAUUUUCAAUAUAAUUCAGAAAAUUUCAGGCUGGUACUAGAGCUUUCUGGUUGACCCCCUUUCAGUUUUCUUCUUCCUCAAGUGUUGUCAGUUUUUAGGUGUUCAGUCGUUUUGAAUUUGGACAGUAGAAUAAUACAAGAUUAUUCAAUCUUUAUUAUCCCUCCAUUUGCCUUAGAUCCCACUGACAGCCAUCCCUACAAGCACCAUCACCAGAGCAUGUUUUAUUUUUGGAUUCUACAAUGCUCUCAUUACUUGGAUUGGUGCGUGUUUGAUGAUGUUUUAUUUUGAUUUUGAUCCUGUGGAUUUGUUGACAGUGAAGCCAUUCAAUAACCAGGUGUUGGUUCCACUUAUAUUCCUAAAUGUCGAGAAAUGAAUGGAAACUAGUGUCAAGUUGUUAAUAGCAUAGCCAGAAAGCUGAACUUUCUGCCCUUUGCUUUACCCAGUUAUUGGGGUGGAAAAUUUUCUUUUUAUUGGUGGAAAAUUUCUUCUUUGUUUGAGCAUAUUCAUCCUAAUUUUUUUUAUUGUUGUGUCGAAAUGGAUCUUUUUAAGGCAAACCUCAAUAAUUUCUUUUCAUGUACAAUUGGAUAUUGAACAUGCUUUGAUUGUUAAUAUUCCAGUAAAAUGCAGUUUUUAUUUUUUAUUUUUUAUGUGGAAUUGGUCAUGCUAUUCAGUUUGAAUUUUUUCAUCAUAUUCUUAAUUUUAAACUUUUUAAAAUAUAUUGAACUUUUUGUCCAAUGUAAAAUCAACAUACCACAUGAUUACAGUCUAAAAUAGACAGAUUCAGAAAUGUGCUAGUAUAAAGAAAGUACUUGCAUAUUAUAAUUUAAUCGCAAACUUUCUAUUUCAGAAGUGUGUGUGUGUGUGUGUGUGUGUGUGUAUUAUGACUAUCUAUAGCUAAUUAUUUGUCUUAGUCUUCAAUCAUAAUUCAUUAUUUUGUAAGAUACCUAUGUAGACAGAGUGAUAACUAUUUGCCAUCAAUGAUGUGACAAGUUGGAAUUAACUGAUUGAGGCUAAGCAAACCUUUCUUGAACAAAUCAGUUUGACUUAUACUAUGGUACAAUAAAGUAGAGCCUUGGCGCAAUAGUUAGAGUUGCUGCCAUACAAACAGAGAUUACAGAUUUCAGCCGUGGAGUCAGUCUCUUGCUAAUGCAAGGUAAGACUGCAUAAAAUGGAUCCAUAAUGGGUCUGGACCCUGCCCUUGAUGGAGCUUAAUUUUAGCAUCAAACAAUAGAAGAAAAAAUGGUAUAUUAUGGUAAAGUAUUCUCUAUUGUGGUAAUAUUGCUUUCUAUUUUUAGUAGAAUUUUUUUGGACUUUCAUGUGCUUUUUUAAAAGAUUAACAUGGUUAGUUUUUGUGGUUUUACCAACAAGUUUACCUGAUAGCUUUUCUGAUAAGGUUUUCAUCCUUAGUAUAAAAAAGAACUGUCAGGUUUGUUUUGUAAGCAUAGCUGACUUCACAAUAUGCUUUUCCCCGGUCAUUCUCCGCUUCAAUAACAAAUUGUCUUUGUAGUUUAAUUAUUCUGGGUGCAUUGGAUUUACUUAAAUUUUUUGUUGAAUUUUCUCUUAACUAAUUACAAGGUGCAUAAGGGAGUUUGCCCUUUUUGUGCCUGAUUGUGGGCAUAGUUGAUUAUCUUUUUCAAGUGCAGGAAUAGAAUAGCAAAUGAUAAUACCUGCUGAGUGAUUCUUUGUAAACCUGGCCAGGUGAGUCUGUUGUUGAGUCAUCCUAUUUCUAACCGUUCCUCUUUUUAUGUGGUAUCUAAGCUCUGUCUCCUACAUACAGUGAGCUAGAGUAAGGAAACAUCAUCCAUCUAAUUUAAGUAUCCACCUUAUCAACUGUUCUCCUUUGCAUGGGUUUACCACUUCCUUUUUUUCCCCAUCUUCAUUUUCUUACCUCAUACUGAAUUGUGAUCUUCAACACUAAGCCCUUACCUUUCCGCCUGAGUUUUGGAUGUACUUACGGAACACAUCCAAGAUUGAGCACCAAGAUGCAUGCUGUUUGCAGAUGAUAUCAUUCUACUUGUAGAGAUGAGGGAAGAAUUAAAUGGGAGGUUGGAGACUUGGAGACAAGUCUUAGAAACAUAUGACUUUUGCCUGAGUAGAAGCAAGACAAAGUAUAUGGGAUAUAGUUUUAGCAAGAGGCGAAGCGUUUCUAGCCUAGAGGUGAAAGUUGGAGAUCAUAGCAUACCACAAGUUACACAGUUUAAAUAUCUUGGGUCUAUGUUACAAAACAAUGGAGAAAUAGAAGGAGGUGUAAACCAUCGAAUCCGAGCUGGGUGGUUGAAAUUGAGGAGUGCCUCAGGUGUUUUAUGUGAUGCGAAACUAGACUUAGGUGGUUUCGGCAUGUCGGGAGAAGACUUGUGGAUUCUGUAGUAAGGACAGUAGAUCAAAUGGAGGGGAGUCAAAUCCCUAGAAGUAGGGGAAGACCUAAAAAAACUAUAACAGAAACUAUUAAGAAGGAUCUAGAGAUUAAUGAGUUGGAGAAAGACAUGGUUUUUGAUAGACCACUAUGGCGUCGUUUGAUUCAUGUAGCCGACCCCACUUAGUGAUCUUCCAAGGCUUGGUUGUUGUUGUAUACUGAACUGUGAUCUUCCUUUGUGAGUGGAGAGUCACAUUCUAUGAGUUUGGCUUCAAGUGAUUAGACUUGGUGGGUUUAGAAGAUUACGAGUGGCAUCUCUUUAGUGUUUUACAGGCUAGUUUCUGUCGAUUUAUUGUGAAUUCCUUAGCUUUAUUCUGAUUCACCUGAUAUGUAACCUUCACCUUUCAUGCAAUUUGGUGGUACUUGGAACAGUAACAAAGAUAAUAUAGUUUAUCCUCAGGACAUGAAAUCUCAAGCUAGGUGGUCUUCUUCUGUAGGUCUUAAACCUUUUUCCCUAUAAAGGAUUGAAUGGCUAAUGAUGAAAACUGAUGAAUAAUAUAUCGGUAAUCUAAGGACUUUAUCUAUUCAUGUAGACAUGUGGAAGUUCUAGUGGUGGUUGUAUAUGCUCCAAGUGGAGGAGGAAGGUUGUAAGUAAUUUGCUAGUCUAACUUCACACACUGUCUAUUUUGAAUCCUGAGAUCGCAACCAGUAGGAUAUGGGGCAUAGACAUUUUUAUAGUGCAUCUCCAAUGUUUGAGAGUGAUCCUGACCAGAACUGGAAUCAUAUGCAAACUCAACAACAUUAUAUGCACCUUGGUAGGAGUGGCACUUCAGAUAGUGGUUCUUUUUGUUACCCUUUGGAAAAUAUGUCCACAGAUAGCAUUUCUUUUCCAUCUCAUUGGAACUCUGCAGCAAGGUCAAAUGGAUAUGCAUCAUCAAGUUUAAACACUGAAGCACUCCGUCAUCAAUCAUAUGCAUCAGGAACUUCUCACAAUCAUUUUCUGCAUUCAUCAAGUGCUGGAACUUCCUUCGAAGUGUCUGGAAAUUAUGUACCCCAACCUUCUAAUUCUAAUUAUCAGAGACAAUCAUUUCCUGAUGUAGAUGGUGGUUUUACUCAUCGUACACUAACAAGUGGAUGGGGGUCUCACAAGAGGAAGGGCCCUGGAGUUCCUUCAAUCUAUGAGAGUGGCAGUACAAGCAGACAUGUCAAUGCAGGAAGUGCAUCUGAUCUUCCUUCAUCUUCAGAAUCACGUCCAGAGAAGCCAUACAUGGAUUCUCAAUAUAUGCCUUGGGAUCAUGUUUCUAUGACCCCUUCAUUUGGAGGUAGUGGCCUUCCAAUAAGGGGUGAGGGUUCUUCAAGGAAUGUGAGGCGUCGUUUUGGAUUUGAUUUGGAAUCAAACCCGCAAAGAACCCAAUUGUGGAGUAAUUAUCCUCACAACUCAUACCCUACUGGCAUGCCAAUUAACCAUUCUGGACCAGUUGAUCUUUCAAGUCAAACUUCUAGCAAUUGGAAAAGGGAUUGGUGCCAAACGAGUAUAAAUCCUGCUCAUGGAAGGGUAUUACCAUCAGAUUCAAGUGGUUUUUUUAGCCACGAGACAAGUCAUUUUCUUGUUGGAAGGCAUUCUAGUAAUGCUCCUGUAGAUGUGGACCAUAAUGAUUUUGGUACAAGAAGAAACCCCCCUGCUCCUCAAAUUUUUCAGAAUAAUCCGACUCAAACUACGUGGGGAGUUCAUGGUAACUAUUCUCAAAGACCCAUCACAACUUUUAGCGCUUCUUCAAGCUUUUGCCUGGGACAUGCGGCACCUUCAGAAGAUGGAUUGCAUAUACUGGCUGAAAGUGGCUCUGCUGUAGAUCCAUGGCCGUUAAGCUCUGUUGGUUGGCAGAGUAGUGAUAGGAAUGGGACAAGGAUGUAUAGUGAUAGAUAUUGCUCACUGUCUGACGAGGCUGGUCGCAGUGAUCAAUUUUUUCGUGAGUACGGUUCUCCUAAUAUACAUGAUCAGCAUAGGGACAUGAGGAUGGACAUAGACAACAUGAGCUAUGAGGAACUACUUGCACUUGGAGAAAGGAUCGGCAAUGUCGGCACAGGAUUAUCUGAGGGUUUGAUUUCUAAGUAUUUGACAAAAACAUUGUAUUGUUCAGCUGAGCAAAGUCAAGAAGGAACUUGUGCAAUUUGUCUGGUAGAAUACAAGAACAUGGACGAUGUUGGGACAAUGAAAACUUGUGGACACAACUACCAUGUGAGCUGCAUUAGAAAGUGGUUAUCUAUGAAGAACAUGUGUCCCAUAUGCAAAGCUUCUGCUUUGACUGAUGAGUGAUAACAUGAUGGGUAAAUAAUUUGUUCAUUCAACUUUAGUUUAUUGAAUUGUACAUAUGUUUGGAUAAUCCUCAAAACGAUGGAAACAAACUUCUUUCUGAAUAUAUGUUGGAACAGGAGUUCAACUCUGUUAAUAGAUUCGAUGGUUUUGGCUUCAGUCUCAACCACAUGAAAUGGUUGAAAUUAUUGCGCUUUCUUAUUA
Messenger RNA from Medicago truncatula (barrel medic), 5792 nucleotides. RefSeq names its product probable E3 ubiquitin-protein ligase HIP1. Bases 3993 to 5591 code for a protein of 532 amino acids. The record is from RefSeq and is a predicted model, not a curated record. The transcript is spliced from 8 exons. Lineage: Eukaryota; Viridiplantae; Streptophyta; Magnoliopsida; Fabales; Fabaceae. Gene Ontology annotation, molecular function: ubiquitin protein ligase activity.